Daldinia decipiens is the source of this 2301-nucleotide messenger RNA. Its product is annotated as Rft-1-domain-containing protein. The transcript is spliced from 2 exons. The record is from RefSeq and is a predicted model, not a curated record. NCBI's taxonomy places the organism in Eukaryota, Fungi, Ascomycota, Sordariomycetes, Xylariales, Hypoxylaceae. Gene Ontology annotation, cellular component: endoplasmic reticulum membrane. Bases 324 to 2066 code for a protein of 580 amino acids. Gene Ontology annotation, biological process: glycolipid translocation; dolichol-linked oligosaccharide biosynthetic process.
UUUUUCGAGAAGAACUGCAUGUCAAAAGGUAAGAACCUAAUUUUAUUAUGGAUGAUGUAAUAACUCCGGCGCCCAUCUGUAGGGCAUAUGGAACCUACCUACAUGUAGUACUUAGGUACCUAUGUACCUAGAUAUCGGCGCAACUCAGGUCAGGGCGCUACAUGGUAGAAGCUUUUAGCAGUUACAUCAGCGCCCGGACCCGGAAAAGUUAGGUAAUCGCGAAAGCCGGACCGUAAUUAUCGAAAUCGAAACUUGUCAUCAUUUCCGUCGCGCGCCAAAAUUGUACCAGAAUGGAACAUUAAACCCUUGGAUGCGGUACGACCAUGACCAAUCAACUAGACGCCUCGAGCGAUGCCGAUGACAAAAAGCUGCAUACCAAUGCCACUCCGAAGCAAGGUUCUGCCGUCCACGGCGCAUCCCUGCUCAUAGUCCUCCAGAUCGCGUCGCGCGCCGUCACUUUCGUAGCCAACCAGCUGCUGCUGCGCUUCCUAACAGCUCAACUACUAGGAGUUUCGACUCAGCUCGAAGUCUACUACUUAUCCGUCCUAUUCUUCGCGCGCGAGAGUUUGCGCGUAGCUAUCCAGCGUCAGGAGAGCCCGUCUACUUCGCGUUCUGCCGACGGCCAACCCCUAGCCGAGAACGCGAGAGACAGCCAAUCUGUCGUGAACAUUGCUCAUAUAUCCCUCCUGCUAGGUCUGGGAGCUUCUGUCGGAUUGGGCUGGGCCUACCUUAGCUAUAUCGACGCUGCUACCGCUGCUACGCCUUACCUCGAUGUCGCCCUCCGUAUAUACGCCGUAGCGGCUAUCGUCGAGCUGCUCUCCGAGCCCGCCUUCGUGAUAUUGCAAUAUCGAUUGCGCUUUGGACCUCGUGCCGCAGCCGAAUCCGUUGCCACGUUCUUUCGAUGCCUCGUAACCUUCGGAGCGGCUAAUUGGGCUUGGAAAAAGGGCUUGGAGGUUGGCGUCUUACCAUUUGCCCUCGGACAGCUAGCCUACAGCACGGGACUCCUCGCUGUUUACGCGUGGUAUGGCGCGCAAUUGGCGUCUGCCGAGGGUUUCUCCCUUUUCCUAAGGACAAACCCUCCCUCGCAGAAAGGGACUGACAAGAAAAUAGAGACGGCGCGGGCUCUCGAUACGAAUUACGUGCUCGGAUACUUUUACAGACCGACCCUACAACUAGCAUAUAGCUUGACGGCUCAAUCGUUUGUAAAACACCUCCUCACCCAGGGCGAUACAUUUCUAGUUUCCGUCCUCUCCGACUCGAGAUCCCAAGGCGUCUAUGCUCUCGCCAACAACUACGGAAGCUUGCUUGCACGUCUAGUCUUCCAGCCUAUCGAAGAGAGCAGUCGCAACUAUUUCAGCAAGCUACUCUCUUCCGCAAAGAGCUCUCCCGGAAAGCAGGCCGUCGCCAAGGCGCGUUCGGAUUUACAGGCGCUCCUCAAGUUCUACGUCCUCUUAAGUAUGGUGGUCGUUACCGUGGGGCCCUACGCUGCGCCUUUGCUGGUUCAGAUUGUCGCGGGCACUAAAUGGUCCGCCAGCGGAGCCGGAGCAGUGCUGGCGCGGUAUUGCUUAUAUAUCCCGCUCCUAGCUAUCAACGGCGUCGCGGAAGCGUUUGUAUCGUCGAUCGCCACGGAAUCCGAGGUGCACCGCCAGAGCUUGUGGAUGGGCGCCUUCAGCGUGGCAUUUGGCGUUGCCGGGUUUGUCUCACUCCGAGUUUUGGACCUCGGUGCUGCCGGUCUCGUGUAUGCAAACGGCAUCAAUAUGUUAUGCCGCAUCAUCUGGAGCAGAACUUUUAUCGCGCGAUAUUUUCGGGCUAACGAUAUCGACUUUAGCUGGAACAGUAUACUUCCGAGUAACUUGGCCCUCACGACUGUUGCUGCUGCGGCGUUCUGGGCUUCCCUGGCGAGAGCCGGCAUUUCUAUCGGUAGCACGUCGCCAUACGUAUUCGUAGAUCUAAUCGCGGUUGCAAUUAGAGCCGUGCCCUUCGUAAUCAUCAUUGCCUAUACCGAACGCAAAUACUUGCUAGACUGCUAUAAUUCCAUCCGCGGCCGUGGCGAAGCGUCAAGGUAACAUCUACCUUAGGUAGUGCAUAGGCAUAGCUUAAUCUAUAUAGACUCUAAUUCCGCCGCGCUUGAUGCGGUUUAAUCAAAUGUAAUCUUCGUACCCUUCUUCGUCAUGUCGACGUCCUUAUAGAAGGCGCCGUACGUGCCAUGCGUCUUCUUCUUGACGGUUGUCCCGAAUUUGAGGAGAUCCUCCGGCACCUGCUGUCCGGCGGCCUUGAGUAUGUUGAUGAGCCUAGAGGAAU